CCUGUGUGUUCCAUAACCGGAAAAUGGACAUUCUUUAAUAUUUUCCAAACCGUGGUCCAUUUUGUAAAUUUAACCUGAAUUUUUAACAUAUACCGGUUCAAAUUUUAAAACUUGAGAAUCGGUACAUCUUAAACCGGUAGCCAAAACUCAAAAACAUAUAAUAAACCAAUUUCCUUCUACAGAUCUCUCAAAACUCAAAACCCAAAAUAUACCAAGCAAUUUCGAUUAUCUCAUUUGCUCCUGAACAUGAAGAUUCAAAAAAACUCACUCAAUUUCUGGGUUUUGGUCUGUUUAUAUGGUUCACUAUCUACUUACGAGAAGGUCAAAUUACAACAAAGCAGUCCAAACGAAGAAUGCUCACAAGGUGUUCGACACAAUUCCUCAAUGAGUCUUCGUUAUUGUAUUUUCUCCAAGCCCUUGUCACGUGGCUCUCACGUGAUAAAGUCGGCGUCUUCAAUACAUAAACCGUUGAUUUUCCCGCGUCUACUGUUUUCUCUCGCAAAAGCAAAAAACAAGAAAAGUGCAAGAAGCUUGAGAGUCGUUACUCUUCAUCAACAUGAAGCCUCCUUCUCUGGAAGAUCAUGGACUUGACGAAAGUUACUUUGCUCGAGGAGAUCACAUCAAGGCCAUGGAGGUUAUUGAAGAUUCGAUUUUGGAACAAGGGAAAGGCAAUGUCCUGGGUUUACUUGAUUUCCAGCAAGGUGCCAUCUUUAGGGCACAAGCGAGAAGAACAGACAACAGUGACGUCAAGUUCACGUUUUUGUUAGGUUCUCUUGAAUGCUUUUGGGAAAGUGAAGGGUUCUCAUCGUUUUCUGCUCUUUCACUGUUUGAAUUGGGUCAACAUCUUGGAUCGUCUCUGUAUUACAAGAAAUCUGUUAAGAAAGCAAAAGAGUACUUAUCUGUUUUGGCUAAGCUUAGUGAAUUGGGUCCGAAAGAGCUGAAGAGUCAAAAGGAUGUCGAAAGAAUACUCAGAGAUGCAGAGUCAAGAAUCAUUGGAGGUAAGACUUUGGUUGCUUCUCCUAUCGAAAGAAGCGAACCAAAAGCUACUGUGUCGAAGAAAAAUCCAGACCCAAAUUUGAGGUCAUUUUGGAGAGGUUUGGAUGAUGAGUUCAAAAGGAACUUUCUUAAAGUAAGCACUGCAAAGUUUAUAAGUUUCGUCGAGGCAAUGCAUGGCAAAGAGGGGCGAGAUGCUUUCGAUCAACUUCUCACUUUUGCAAGGGAAAACAGAAACUGGAGAGUCUGGAUUUGUCGAUCUUGUUCAAAGAAGUUCUCUAGUCCUGAGGAGUGUAAGAAUCAUCUUGGACAAGAACAUGCUGCAGAAUUUAAACCGUCUUCGACAAAGGAUAUGGCCCAGACGGUAAGUAAAGUAUGGGCUCGUAAGAUAUCGGUUGGAGGUUGGGAACCAGUGGAUGCAGCAGCUGCUGUUGAGAUGAUUAAGAAUCGGCUCCAAGAUGUGAAAGCGUUUGCAUAUGAGAACGGAUGGUCCAAAGACUGGCCUUUAGCUGCGGAUGAAGAGCGCAGUAAGUUACUCAAGGAAAUCCAAUUGCUCCUUGUGUCAUUUUGGGACCACAGAAUUCUUUCUUGUAGCAUCCGAGACUGGAUAAUGCAGUUUCCGGUUAAGCAUCUUGCACAAUUUGAAGUUUCCGAGCAUACCCUUACUACCGAGUGUCGCCUAGUGGAAACACCUCAGAGUAUAUGUUUUCUGGAAUGUUAUGAACUCAGUCAAAUCCUGGAAUUUCUAAGAGCCAUCAAAGGUGAAAGGGAUGAUGGCACAGAUCUGGUUUGCAAAGCAGUGGACAGUUUCUGGGAUGGUACUCGAGUUAAAGAAAAGAUCGACUUUGACUCUCAGUUUUCAUUUCUCCUUCUGGAUAAGAGACUGCUGAAAUGCAAGCUGCCUCGAUUCGAUAAUGAAGGGACAGUCAAUGUUUUUAAUCAUAAUGAUUACUAUGCCAAUGCACAGGUUCAUGGAGAUGAUAUCUUAUCUUGGUUAGCGGACUACUCUUCAAGAGAUGAGAGUUUUCGAUUUCCCAAACCUAUUAGGACACACAAUAUUGAUAUUUGGGUGGCUGUUCUGAGAUCUGUUCAGUUCACGUGUAGGACAUUGGGAACUAAAUAUGAAAAUAAAUUGCGGAUGAUAUGUUAUGAUGCAGCUCUUAUUGACGCCAAGAAGUUAUGUAUUCGCGAAGAUGAAAGGAGAAGGAAUAUUCCGGAAGAUCAGUGGACCUUAUAUGCAUCUCUUCUAUGCGAUAAAUGUGAAGAGCAUAUAAGGAUAGACGCUGGAAAUUCUCUUACUACAAAACUAUCCUUGUGUGCAGUACGAGAUGUUCUUGAAGCAGCAUCACAGCCGACAUUUGAUUUCGCUGAUUUAGUAGAUUGCCUGAAUCUUAUAAAUGGGCAUAAACAUAUCAGCGAUGAUAUAGUGUUAAAGUCCAUUGAUCUUCUCAAAUCUGUGGUCACCAAGAAGGUUUCGCUAGCCGAUUCAAAGAUUUUGUUGGUUGAAAAUUCGAGGAUUAAUUUGCUAAACGACCUUGUCAGGCUUUCUGUUUUUGACUACCGCUCUUAUAUCCUUCAACCGCUGAAACUUUACUUGCAGGAAGAGUUAGAUGCCAAAGCCAAGUUAGCUGCAGCACUACCAGAACAUUUAUCCGGUGGGAAAAAACAAGAGAAGGAGAAGAAGUCAGGGUCAAAGAAGAGAAAAAAUAAAAGCAACAAGAGAACUUCAGAGAGCAUGUCUAGUCAUCUUGAUCAGGAUGUCGAACAGGCAGAAGAAGAUUCUAUGGAACUAGAAGACACUAAAGCUGAAAAGAGUCUAUCUGAAAUUUCAUCCAACACUAAUAAUCAAGAGGAAACUACUAAAGAUAUGCAAAGCAUGCCUAAAGAAGAUUUGGAGUCAGUACAUGGCAAAGCUGCAACCAGAUACAAUUCAGCUCUUGACAUGAUGAUGAAGUCCCUAUGUAACAUUAAGGUUCUUAAAGAGGAUUUGGUGAACAAUCGGAAACCAUUUUCUGACAACCAAGUACCUUGUGCACUACGAGAUUUCUUUUCUGCUUUUGUCUCGGAGAAGAUAAAAGACGAGGAACUCUAUGGUCACCUACUGAGCAACUUACUUGCUUCCCUAGAAGAAGUUCAUUCCCUGUCAAGUGAUGCUGCUGAGGUACUUGUCGCGAUCCUCGAGUUUUGUCAUUGCUGGAAAAGUCCAGAAAGUGAAAGCUUGGUAACUCGCCUUUUUACGUUGGAGGGAUAUGAAAGAAUGUGUUGUAGAAAAUGCAGAAGGAAGCCAAAUUAUCCAGAGCAAAGUUCUUAUGGAAUUGUUAUGGCUGCAGAUUCAAUCAGAGACCUUAAGUGUGCUUUUGGGAAUAUAAAGUUUGAGGACAUCCUUAAAGUGAUCCGCAUGAACGAUAAAAUGAUAUGUGAUGUUAGAACAGGAGGCUGUGGAGAGAGUAACUUUGUUCACCACACUAUAAGUAGAUGCCCGCCUAUCUUCACAAUUGUGUUGGAAUGGGAGAAUAAUGAAACUGAAAAAGAAAUAUCUGAAACAACAAAUGCUUUGCACUGGGAGAUAGAUAUCAGCAGGCUAUACGAAGGCUUAGAACCAAACACUAACUACCGGCUUGUGUCAAUGAUUGGUUGUGUUGAAGAAGGAGAAUACAUUUGUAUGGCUUAUGAAAAGAACCGGUGGGUGAGUCUCAGACUUGAAGCUCCAGCAGAAGAGGUUGUUGGUAACUGGAAGAGUGUGGUCAGAAUCUGUGGAGAAAGGAAGGUUUGUCCAGAGAUUCUCUUUUAUGAAGCUGUUCAAUUGCCUAACAAGUGAUAGAAAAGUAGUCAAGUUUGGGAACUCAAGUUUGUUACUUUACUACAUCAACGUUUUGGGGUUUAACUUAAAUAUGUGCGCGAAUAUUUUUUCUUUUCUUUAUAGUAAAUUGAUGGGUUGAUCUCCUCCAGUCUCGAAUUAUCGUUUUUAAAAACUGACCGCUAAGAUCUUAUCGUACAAAAUAACAAGGCAAUGGACCAAGGUGUGAUCACCGUGUGCUCAUGCAUGUAACCUUGUGGUUAUAGUCUAUUUUUUUCCCACAUUUCUUCAUCAAAAAAAAAAAUUCUCAAUCCAAUUAUUUUUGAUCGGAUUCGAUAUCAGUCCGUGGGAAGGAAAAGGUUCCAGGAAUGGUUCAUUACCUACAAGGUUCUUUCUUCUAUGAACAAGUAACUAAAACAGAGAACAGUGACAUGAAAUUCCCAUUCUUGUUGGCUUCUGUAGAAUGCUUCUCGCAAGAUUUGGGGGUACACGCUUA
This is a messenger RNA of Arabidopsis lyrata subsp. lyrata, 4286 nucleotides long. RefSeq lists its product as uncharacterized. Gene Ontology annotation, molecular function: cysteine-type deubiquitinase activity. The record is from RefSeq and is a predicted model, not a curated record. The transcript is spliced from 12 exons. Bases 557 to 3811 code for a protein of 1084 amino acids. Gene Ontology annotation, biological process: protein deubiquitination. Lineage: Eukaryota; Viridiplantae; Streptophyta; Magnoliopsida; Brassicales; Brassicaceae.